Messenger RNA from Mucor velutinosus, 384 nucleotides. Its product is annotated as putative cell survival pathways protein. NCBI's taxonomy places the organism in Eukaryota, Fungi, Mucoromycota, Mucoromycetes, Mucorales, Mucoraceae. The record is from RefSeq and is a predicted model, not a curated record. The transcript has a single exon. The coding region runs from base 1 to 384 and encodes 127 amino acids.
AUGUUCAAGCACAACUAUCAGCUGCAACGUCCUCUAGAGGACGAUGAUAUUCCACUCUGUCAAUAUGUGAUACCAUAUCAUCAUCAGCAACAGCAGCAGCCCAUGCCAUACCAAUGGAAGCUUCGACAACCAUCACCUGCACCAAGAUAUAUGUCUGGUGCUAGCUACUUUCCUCCCAUAAUUAUUACACAACCACAACCUGUUAUACGAAGACCUUUUUACCUAACCACGCCGUCUUCCCUGCUUGACACAUUCUCAGACGAAGAUGAGGACGACGAAGAUCUGGUGCCAAUCGCUGUGCUACAGAGCCCAAUUCGAAAUCAACAGCAAUUCCAAUCAGCCGCAGAAAAAUACAAGGAAAAAGUAAAGGCUCAAUUACAAUAA